AUGUUCAUGAAAAUAAAAUCGUGGUACACAACAGAAGACCAGUACGAAAGAAUCAAUAAAACAGGGGUUAAUCGAUAUGUUAGACAUGGAAAAGUUUAUCGCCAUGAUGUGAAAGAUGCAGUCUUGUUGGCGUUGGUUGAAGCGCCUCCGCCGAAAAUCGAAGAUGCUGGAGCGGGUGAUGUCUUGGCUCCUCCGCCAAAGAUCGAAGAGUUGGGUUGUGGAGUAGCAGCAGCUGCACCUCCUCCAAACAGUGAUGACGUCUUCUGGCCAGUUGCAAACUGA
Messenger RNA from Caenorhabditis remanei, 282 nucleotides. RefSeq lists its product as uncharacterized. Bases 1 to 282 code for a protein of 93 amino acids. The transcript is spliced from 2 exons. The record is from RefSeq and is a predicted model, not a curated record. Lineage: Eukaryota; Metazoa; Nematoda; Chromadorea; Rhabditida; Rhabditidae.